UGGUGGUUUUUACACUAUGGUUGGAGAAGGAUUAGGUGCAGGAUAUAAUGUAAAUGUUCCCUGGGAGCAUGGGCAAUGUGGUGAUGCAGACUACCUGGCAGUUUGGGACUAUAUUUUGAUUCCUUGGGAGCAUGGAAAAGGUUUGAUUCUUGGAACAGCCAUAGGUGAUCCUCUAGGAGGUUGUCAAAUCACACCAUAUGGAUAUUCUGUUAUGAUGAAAAAGCUAAUGGAGUUUGCUUAGGGAAAGAUAGUGAUGGCUCUAGAAGGAGGCUAUAAUCUUGAUUCUCUGGCAAAUUCGGUGCUGGCAUGUGUCAAAGUUUUAUUAGAAGAUGAGCCUGUAGUUAGAACUUCAGAGGCCUACCCAUUUGAGUCGACAUGGCAUGCGAUACAAAAGGUUCGCCAAGAAUUAAGCCCAUUCUGGCCAAUAUUGGCUGAUGAAUUACCAAAGACCAUUAAGAAGGCAACUCCCAUUCAGGGUUACCAAGAAAGAACUAUCAAUGUGUCAGAACCUCAAAAAGAAGCACUCUUGUUAUCAUCAUCUUCAGUGUCGAAGUCUGCAGCAUUAGUUGAGAUCUCUAGUUUGGUGGAAUCACCACAAACUGGUAAUCUCAUAGUUACGAUUGAGAAAGAAAAGGGAAGACGACGAAAGAAGAAAAAGCCAGCUGGUGUAGGUGCAGGAUUAACAGGAGCUCUUGAGGUUUCAACCAGUCAGAGUGGGAGUUCUAUUUGUUAUUUGUGA
Molecule: messenger RNA, 739 nt
Organism: Nelumbo nucifera (sacred lotus)
Lineage: Eukaryota; Viridiplantae; Streptophyta; Magnoliopsida; Proteales; Nelumbonaceae
Source: RefSeq, a predicted model, not a curated record